CAUUCGCUCUAAAGACUUGCCAGCCCUCUGUGUGGUCAAGUAGUUUGCUGCUCUGUUUGUUGUAAUAAAAUCUUAGCUAAACAGUAAAUCCAAUCACAAAAAAGGAUUUCAAUUCCCGCAACUCGAAAAGUUUCCACAAAGUUUCGAGUUGAACGCGUUGAACAAAAAAAACCAAAAAAAUCCAAACGUGCUGUGUGAAUUGAAGAAGUUCUUCGGUUUAGCUAAAUUCUAGACGCAAACAGUUUCAGUUCCAGGAGCGUUUCGCCAGGCAAUUAAGCAGUGAAAGUGUCCAAAAUUUCGAGUGCUUAUUGCAACAUAUAUAAAAAAAAAAAACAUAACUAUCAACUAGUAUCCAAAGUGCAAUACUUUGUAUAAAUUUUUGAAAGAAAUUUUCUAAUUGAAAACAAACAAAACACAAAACACAUAAGCAAAAUGAUGGCCGUUGCAGCAGCUCAAAAGAAUCGCGAAAUGUUCGCCAUUAAGAAAUCCUACAGUAUUGAGAAUGGGUAUCCAUCCCGUCGCCGCAGUCUCGUGGAUGAUGCACGCUUCGAGACCCUGGUGGUCAAGCAGAACAAACAAACCGUGCUCGAGGAGGCGCGCAGCAAGGCAAAUGACGCCUCGCUUGAGGAGUGCAUUCAGCAGGCAAAGGGCGAGCAUGUGCCCGCCGAGCAAAAUGUCGAGCUGCAGGACGCGCAGCCCAGCUUGGAGCUGCCCGCGGAAGAUGAAUAUGUUUCAGUUGAGAGUUUUGAAACUGAGGCAACAAUUGAAAGCCGCGCUGAGCAGCCGCCAGCCGAUGAUGAAGUGCCCACAAAGAACGAUUAUGGCCUCACCGAGGACGAGAUUGUCCUGGCUAAUGCCGCAUCGGAGUCAACCGAGGCCGUCCAGGGUGCCGCAUUGGUGGUGCGCCUCAAGGAGGGCAUCUCCUCGCUGGGCCGCAUACUCAAGGCCAUCGAGACGUUCCACGGCACCGUCCAGCAUGUGGAGUCGCGCCAAUCGCGCGUCGAGGGCGUCGAUCAUGAUGUCCUCAUCAAGCUGGAGAUGACGCGCGGCAAUCUGCUGCAGCUGAUCCGUUCGCUGCGCCAAUCGGGCUCGUUUAGCAGCAUGAAUCUGCUGGCCGAGAACAAUAUUAGCGUUAAGGCGCCCUGGUUCCCCAAGCACGCCUCCGAGCUGGACAAUUGCAAUCAUCUGAUGACCAAAUACGAGCCCGAUCUGGACAUGAAUCAUCCCGGUUUCGCCGACAAGGUUUACCGCCAGCGCCGCAAGGAAAUUGCCGAAAUUGCGUUCGCCUUCAAAUAUGGCGAUCCAAUUCCCCACAUCAACUACACCGAGGUGGAGGUGAAGACCUGGCGUUCGGUGUUCCGCACCGUACAGGAUCUGGCACCGAAACACGCUUGCGCCGAAUAUCGUGCCGCCUUCCAGAUGCUGCAGGAUGAGCAAAUCUUUGUCGAGCAUCGCCUGCCCCAGCUGCAGGAGAUGUCCGAUUUUCUGCGCAAAAACACGGGCUUCUCGCUGCGCCCAGCCGCCGGCCUGUUGACCGCACGCGACUUCCUCGCCUCGCUGGCCUUCCGCAUCUUCCAGAGCACACAGUAUGUGCGUCACGUCAACUCGCCGUACCACACGCCCGAGCCCGAUACCAUCCACGAGCUGUUGGGUCAUAUGCCUUUGUUGGCCGAUCCAAGCUUUGCCCAGUUCUCCCAGGAGAUUGGACUGGCCUCGCUGGGCGCCUCCGAUGAAGAAAUCGAAAAGCUCUCCACGGUCUACUGGUUCACUGUUGAGUUCGGUCUCUGCAAGGAACACGGUCAGGUCAAGGCCUACGGAGCUGGUCUGUUGAGCGCCUAUGGCGAGCUGUUGCAUGCGAUUAGCGACAAGUGCGAACAUCGCGCCUUUGAGCCGGCCGCCACCGCGGUGCAGCCGUAUCAGGAUCAGGAAUAUCAGCCCAUCUACUAUGUGGCCGAGAGCUUUGAGGAUGCCAAGGACAAGUUCCGCCGCUGGGUGAGCACCAUGUCGCGUCCGUUCGAGGUGCGCUUCAAUCCCCAUACCGAGCGUGUCGAGAUCUUGGAUUCGGUCGACAAGCUGGACACAUUGGUGCAUCAAAUGAACACGGAGAUUCUGCAUUUGACCAAUGCCAUUCAAAAGCUGCGGCGUCCAUUCUAGAGUAAACGCUAAGUAAAUACUCUGCCCAUUAAACACCACCACCUACCCCAACCCCAACCCCUCCACAAACCCUAAGCAUACAGGUGCAACGGUCUCAUUUUAUACAAAUUAAUUUUAAAUUGACAUACCACACACACACAUACCCUGGAAUUUAAUUGAAGCACCGCAAUUUUGAAACUAUUUUUAGACAAAUUUUUUCUUUUCGUUUCACUUUGGCUACAUUUACCAACCCUCUUUUUUUGUUUUUGUUUUAUCAUCACGCCCCGCCCCCCCCGACUUUCACUUUGUGCAUGGCAUAUUUAUUAACCCCAACUAAAUAUUAUUGGACCAAAAAAUCGUUAGACUUGUAAGUGAUUGUGAGAAACCAAGAAACCAUUCCACACACAGUUUAGUAGAAAGAGCACAAUACAACCGCUGCUAUACUCAGCGCACAUAUUUUUUUUUUUGUAUUAUUUUGUUCGUAUAAUUAUUUACUUGAAAAAAAUGCAAAUAUGUGAACGCGUUUAAAUAUAUAUCCAUAUCCGGUAGCUAAAAACAGUUGGCCCCCUCCCCCCCCCCCCCCCCUCUCUCUCUCUCUCACUAUAUAAAUAUACACAAUAUAUAUCCUGUAUUUGUAUUCUUGUAGAGCGUUUUCUUGGCAAUAUCAAUAGCAAAACGAAAAAAAAAAGCAAAGAAAAAAAUUCCAAAAAAAGAAAAGAAAGUACUAGACGAAA
Molecule: messenger RNA, 2867 nt
Organism: Drosophila montana
Lineage: Eukaryota; Metazoa; Arthropoda; Insecta; Diptera; Drosophilidae
Gene: ple
Product: tyrosine hydroxylase ple
Exons: 7
Coding region: 433-2154 (573 amino acids)
Biological process (GO): dopamine biosynthetic process from tyrosine
Cellular component (GO): perikaryon; cytoplasm; axon
Molecular function (GO): tyrosine 3-monooxygenase activity; iron ion binding
Source: RefSeq, a predicted model, not a curated record